Medioppia subpectinata is the source of this 501-nucleotide messenger RNA. Lineage: Eukaryota; Metazoa; Arthropoda; Arachnida; Sarcoptiformes; Oppiidae. The record is from the annotation of a GenBank genome assembly.
AUGAAGGCAUUGGAGUCUAAGAGCCGACUAAUGCAUGUCGUAAGCAAACUAUUGGCCAAAAACGGGGAAUUUGUUGCCUAUUAUGUGCGGACACCAGAUAUCAUGUCAAUGAUAACCAGCGAACAGAUAACUCAGUAUAAUAUUAAAUUAGAGACAAAGUCGGAAGAGAAACAGCUAGAUGAAAUGCGUCAAGCUUGUUCGGACAACGGCAUGCAAAUUACCAAGCUUAAUGUCGACGUUUAUGCAAACUAUUUGCACAAAUACAAUAUGAACCCCGAUUUAAAUGGCCCUAGCAACUUUGGUCCCGCAUUUCAGGUGGAGGACAAGACAUCGCCGGCGUUUGCAUUCAUGAAGAAUAUAAUGUUUGACAUAGCGUUACGUCCGGACGCGACUGCUCUUAACCCUCACGCUUACGACCAGAUGACCGACAAAUGGGACCCAAACGGACCCAUUGUUCCCAUCUAUGUUCACGGCAUUCACUUAAUGAGUUAUAAACUAUAA